Trichoderma reesei QM6a is the source of this 1158-nucleotide messenger RNA. RefSeq lists its product as uncharacterized. The transcript is spliced from 2 exons. The coding region runs from base 1 to 1158 and encodes 385 amino acids. The record is from RefSeq and is a predicted model, not a curated record. Lineage: Eukaryota; Fungi; Ascomycota; Sordariomycetes; Hypocreales; Hypocreaceae.
AUGGUUGGAACAUCAAUGGCUAUUUCCCACGGCGGAUCCAAGGGCGAGCUGCCUCGAAGAUCACACUCUAGUAUGCGAUCCGCUUUCAUGGUCGUCGCGAUGCUGGCAACGACACUCGGCUCUGCUGCCACCGUACCGGACCGUGCGUCAACUCGCAUUCCCGCAUUGUCCAUAGCCGUCGACCAGUUGCCGUCUGCGGCAUCCCCCGAGGGGUUGAUAAAUGUAUCCCACGACGAUGAUAGCGAACACAAGCUGCUUUACGAAGAGUCUAUCAGUGGCUCCGACACCCCCAUCGCCUCGACGCUCAACAAGGGUGAAAAGAGGAGAAGGAGUGCGCAUGCGGCCACCACAACAACCAAGCCCGCGUCCGAGAAGACUAGCAGCGCAUCGCUGGCUACGUCAUCUUCAGCAUCAUCGACUGCCCUGCCGGAACCAUUUGACAACACGCCAGCCUCGGCCUUCCAGAUGGAUGGCUCAACCGACUCGUGCUCUAGCUUUAUAUGGAACCUUCUUCACGACUCCACGUUCAAGAGCUGUUACCCUCUAUCCAUGAUGUUGCAGACUUCAACGGGCCUCUUCCAGGCCGAAAAGUCUCUUCUCAGCAUCGUGAGGGUACUUGACGCAACCUGCAAAGCCGACUCCGUGUCCUGUGCCACGUUCCUUGAUCAAGCCGCCGCAAACCUCACCAAAAGUGACAAUUGCAAGGCCGAGAUUGCCAAGAAUCAGACGCUGGUUCUACAGGCAUACCGCGGAUUGCUAGCCUACAAGGAGGUGUAUGCAGCAACUUGUCUUCAGGAUCCGACCACAAGCCAAUACUGCUUCGCCAACGCCGUCACCAACCUCGACACGCCUUCAGACGCCUACCUCUACUUUUUGCCCUAUGGCUUGGCCCUACCUGGCAGCUCCAACCCCUCUUGCAGCUGGUGCACGCAGCAGACGAUGGAUAUAUACUAUUCUGCUUCCGCGGACCGCGACGCAUCUAUUGCCGAUGUGUACGCGGACGCAGCCCGCCAAGUGAACACCCUGUGCGGUCCAAACUAUGUCAACGGUACCCUACCACCGGCGUCGUCACAGGGCCUCGUUUUACGACCAGCCGUCUAUACCGCUACGCUUGCUGUCUUGUGCACUGGGCUUGCCGCCUUGGUUUCUAUUUUCUAG